This is a messenger RNA of Clupea harengus (Atlantic herring), 2665 nucleotides long. RefSeq names its product cytohesin 4b (gene cyth4b). NCBI's taxonomy places the organism in Eukaryota, Metazoa, Chordata, Actinopteri, Clupeiformes, Clupeidae. The record is from RefSeq and is a predicted model, not a curated record. Gene Ontology annotation, biological process: regulation of ARF protein signal transduction. Gene Ontology annotation, molecular function: guanyl-nucleotide exchange factor activity.
CACAAACGGUCAGCUUAGAUAUUAGAGGGAUACAGAAAUACUCAGAAAUAUAUUUGUAGAGGCUACAUACGAUCAGUAGCUAGCUGGAUACUCCCCGUUGUAACAAUGAAGCAUGGUGAUCUGUCUGAAGAGUAGAUUUAUUUAGAAGUGCAUCAACAACGGAAACAGAUGGCAGGGGCGCUAGAGAGCUCGUCUAUUUGCAGAAGCUUUUUUUUUUUUUUUUUAGAGAUGGAGAGUGACGGCUUUUAGACUUCUGCCUUCAGUUAGUCAAGUCAAGUGGACUGUGGAAGCAGCGAACUCCGUAUCAUAGCAGCAAUAUUACAUGGUUAUUAGUCGUACAUUUGUCUCGUUCACAUGACGGAGUGUUGCCAUCCCGUGGCAAUGGAUUUCACUGCAGCAGAGAAGCAGGAGUUAGAGCACAUAAAGGUUCACAAGCAGGACCUUUUAGAUGACAUACAGAAGUUGAAGAUGGCUAUUGAGAACGUGAUGGCCGGUAUUCAGGACUUCGAGUCCACUGAGGAGAGCAAACUUAUUGAGAGGGGUAAGCAGUUGUCCAGAGGGAAGAAGAAAUUCAACAUGGAUCCCAAAAAGGGUGUUAACUACCUAGUGGAAAAUAAACUGCUGGAGAAGACCCCUCAACGUUUGGCCGAGUUCCUGUACAAGGAGGACGGCCUCAAUAAAACUGCCAUAGGAGACUUCCUGGGAGAACGGGAGGAGUUGCACCUGCAGACGCUGAAGGCCUUCGUUGAACUCCACGAGUUCUCAGACCUGAACCUUGUGCAGGCUCUAAGGCAGUUUCUGUGGAGUUUCCGUCUCCCGGGCGAAGCGCAGAAGAUCGACCGAAUGAUGGAGACCUUCGCCACGCGCUAUUGUGACUGCAAUGCAGCCGUCUUCCAGUCCACUGACACGUGCUACAUCCUGUCGUUCGCCAUCAUCAUGCUGAACACCAGCCUGCACAACCCCAACGUGAAGGAGAAGACCACGCUGGAGCGCUUCUUCUCCAUGAACCGCGGCAUCAACAACGGAGAGGACCUGCCCAAUGAGCUGCUCACGAAACUGUAUGACAGCAUACGGAAUGAGCCUUUUAAAAUCCCAGAGGACGAUGGGAACGACCUCACACACACCUUCUUCAACCCUGACCGAGAGGGCUGGCUCCUGAAAAUAGGAGGAAGAGUGAAGACGUGGAAGAGGAGGUGGUUCAUCCUGACUGACAACUGCCUGUAUUACUUUGAGCACACCACUGACAAAGAACCCAGAGGUAUCAUCCCGCUGGAGAACCUGUGCGUCAAAGAAGUGGCGUGCCCACGCAAACCGUACUGCCUGGAGCUGUUCCACCCCAACAGCAAAGGGCAGAAGAUCAAAGCGUGUAAGACGGAGACAGACGGACGGGUGGUGGAGGGGAAACACCAGUCCUACAUGAUCUCUGCAGGCACGGCCGAGGAGCGGGACGACUGGAUAGAGUCUAUCAGAGCCAGUAUAACCAAGGACCCAUUCUACGAUCUCGUCUCGGUGCGCAAGAGGAAAGUCAUCAACCAGGCCGCCCAAGACUGACAGCUCCAGAGUGGCGGUGCAGCAUGGGAAAUGUAGUUGCUCUGGGUUAAAACGCUCAGUCUGCUUUGUUGAGCAUGAAGCAGUUGUUUGGACAUUCGUCAAAGAAACAAACACAAAAAGAAACAAACAAAAAAAGGCCUCCAACGGCCGGCUUGUGGUCACUUGCCCUUUUUUUUGUGACAUGAAGGAUAGGUUUACUGUAUGUUUGUCAGCAGCAUUACAGGAAGGGCUUUGUUUUUAACAGGUUGACCAAUGAGGAAGCUGCGUGGGGGGAGGGGGAGGCUUUGUAUUUGCAUAGAUACUAUCGUCAGCACUGCUGCGGUGACUGACCCAGUGCUCACCCUCUGAACUGAACCUGAGUUGGACCUGAUAGUCAACUGGAUGAACAGAACUGGUUGGCACAGCACUGGAGGUCAAAACUCUGUGCAUAAACAAUGUCCAUCAUCAGGAAAUGGAGAAAUGUAUAUAUUUUGUGAAGUAGACACUAUGCCUCAAAAAAGACUGAAUCAGUUUUUUUGUUUCUCAGCAGCGGGCUAAACCUGGGACUGUCUAGGUGUUAGCGUCUUUAUGCUAAGAUACAGUUUCCUGUGUUGUUAAUGAGAAAAUAUCAUAGCCUUGUUAUAAAACACUGGUACAAGCCAUAAAUGAAGGAACACUGUCCUCAUGACACAGUGGCACGCUAGUUGGUGGAUCUGAGUACAUGUUGAUAGUGUUGGGUACAUGUUGAUAGUGUUGGGUACAUGUUGAUAGUGUUGGUCGGUACUGGGAAUGACUGGUUAGGGCUUCUGAAGAGAACUCAUGUUAUGCAGGAUUACAGCACAGUGGUGCUUUGAGCUCAAAUACACACACCAGGACUUCUUUUCUGUAUGAGGCUUAAAUUUACAGCAGAGUUUAACACCAUUCAAGUGCUAAUACUGUAUGCAAACUAUAGUUGUUUCUGCAGUAGAUCCAAAUCUACACUGUGGAAGCUUCACUGGUCUUUUGGGUUUUGCCAUGGGUAUUUUAGUUCCAUGGAUAUCUUUUGUAAAUGUAAAAUGUUGCCAUUGUAGUAGUUGUUUGACUUGAAUAAUGAUAUUGUAUCUGGGUUGGAAAUAAAAUGUAAUAAUAAUAAUAA